UCGCCGUCUCGCCCUCUGUUCUGCUUAAACUUUAGCGCAUCAUACUGUAAUCCACUUGAUCGAACUAUGCCAGAAGGUGGAGAACUCAUAAACGGCCUUCCGGCUGAGUAUUGGAAUGAAAGUAGGGUGGAUGUCUUGAUUGGGGCUUCUACCUUCCUCAUCAUUCUCACUGUCGUUACAAUUGUCCUGCGCUUUUACGCUCGUAUAUCAUCGCGCGCGCCGCUAUGGUGGGAUGACUGGUUUGCUCUGGCGACUGUGCCCUUUGCGCUCCUAAAUCCCGUUUAUGAUCUUGUUCAAAUCCACUAUGGCUUUGGGAGACAUCAAGCCGUCAUGGUCAAGACCGAUCCUCAUCGGGCGGAAAUCUUCUUUUUCAACUUGUACAUCAUUCUCAUAUUCUACAAUGUCGGUCUGGCCAUCUUCAAAUACUCCUUCCUGGCGCUGUACAUUCGCUUGUUUCGCGUUUCGACCAAACUUCGCUACAGCUGCUACGUGCUCGGUGUCUUGAUCACCAUGUGGUCAGUCUCCUGCGUGUUUGCUAUUGUCUUCCGCUGCCGCCCCGUUCAAGCAAACUGGGAUCCAACAGCUGGGAAAUGUAUUCCUAUGCGACCCGUCUUUCUGGGCCAAGCUAUACCGACUAUCAUUUUCGACAUCAUAAUUCUGCUACUUCCCGUACGCCUUGUUUGGGCGAUCCAAAUGCCGCGUCCGGCCAAGAUUGGUGUCUUGGUGGUCUUUGUUUUGGGUGGACUUGUCGCAGUUAUCAGCAUUGUCAGACUUUACGUGGUUUUAAACACCACCGAAGCAGACGUUCCGUGGGACUAUCCCACUAUUGGUCUAUGGUCUGCCGGAGAACCAAUUACCGGUCUUGUCUGCUGCUCGCUACCAGCAUACACGCCUGUUCUCCGAAGAGUCCUCGCACAUUUCAAGAUCGGUUGGUCGAGCAUGUCGCAAAGGACCAGCCGCAAUAAGUCUAAGGGCCCAGUUUCCCUAAUUCCCUCCUCCGUUCGCACAGGACGCUACCAACGCUCAGGCAAGGGUUCGGACACGUUUGAGCUCACAGAGACGGGGCAUGGAGAUGAGAGUCUUGAGACUCGCGUAGACUACGGCGGUCAUGGUACAAAUCAUGGGAAUGGGGGGAUCCGUGUUUUGCAGGAAGUGGAUGUUCAGAGCCAUACCAAGAGCACAAGCUGA
Messenger RNA from Periconia digitata, 1188 nucleotides. The record is from the annotation of a GenBank genome assembly. NCBI's taxonomy places the organism in Eukaryota, Fungi, Ascomycota, Dothideomycetes, Pleosporales, Periconiaceae.